AUGGACGUUCACAGCACCUUCUCCACCCUCCACCUCUCCGUGUCAGAGCUCUCUCCUGGCAGCUAUUUACGUCGAGGCCUUCUUGAUAACCUCUCCUGCCGACCCUCGUCACAUUUAGGCUCCAACAGAAAGCGUGUCGAGGCCGAAACUGUCACCCGGCAGGCAGAUACGAGUGAAGGCGGGGAAGUUCUCCUCUGCUGGAGUUUGACACAUAAACUGGAGGAUGUGGAGAAAGCUAAUCCUUCAAGCGCUGGCUGUCUGAAAAGCUCUUCGGUAGUUGCAUGUCUUUUCAUCUCCAACCGCAGCCAGGAUGUGUCUGACAAUAAGAUGGCAGCAGAUGAUAUUUCUGACAACAGUGAACUCUUGAAGCUCACAGUGGAAGCAGGAUCCAACCACAGUUCUGAUAAUCCCAGAGACUGUAUCUGCACAGAGAAGCACUGUAACCACAAGCUGCUGUUUGACCUCGCCCAUCGGGUAAAGUACAGAGGCAGCAGCUGCACCGCAGGGGCCGAGGCAGCAGUGGUUUUGCUUUUCACCCGCAGCAGGCCCGUUGCGAAUCAGGGGAAAAGGAAGUCAGAAGCUAAAGAUAUUACUACAGAGCAAACACCAGCUCAGAGUGAGAAGGAAAAGGAUGUCAGGAUUUAUGCAGAACGGCAGGUGCAUCCCACAAAUAAAGACAUAAUCUUCACGGUUGUCACUGAUAUACCUGAUCCUGUAAAAUUCCUCUGGGACUUCGGAGAUUCCAAAGUAGCCAGAACCGGAUUAAGGACCAUCACAAAAAGAUACCACAACCCCGGACGCUACAAUGUGGUAGCGGCUGCAUCUUGGGAGACAAGAUGGGGUCAAAUGUCGGUCACCUCUGAUGUGUUUCCCAUUGAGACUCAGAGAGUUGUGAAGCUCAGCAGGCUGGAUCACCAGGCCUCGGUCUUAAGGAAUCGGACUCUCACAGUAACAUGCAGAGUCAAGGUCGGGACCAACCUCACCUUCAUCUGGAGCUUCGGAGAUGGAACAACCAGACCGGGGCUGAGCACAACACGUCAUGUCUUCCACAGGCUGGGAGAGUUUACAGUCAAAGUGACUGCGUCCAAUCUCAUCAGUUCUGCGUCUUUGAGCAGCCACGUCUUUGUUGUGGAGCGGCCGUGUCGACCUCCACCUGUCAAAAACAUGGGUCCGCUGAAACGUCAGUUUCAGAGACAUGAAGUUAUCCAUCUGGGUGUGACAUUUGAGUCAGAUGUGGAGUGUGACAUAUCAGAGGGCCUUCGCUACUCCUGGACUUUACUUGGUUCUGGAGGCCGGAUCAUUCAUUUGCCUCACACAGACACACAAAGACAAAGCCUGCUUCUUCAGAGCCAUUUCCUGCAGUAUGACACCUACAUGGCCAUAGCGAGAGUUCAAGUUAUUGGCAGUGUGGUGUACAGCAACUAUACUGUGGCUUUCCAAGUGAAACCAAGCCCUCUGGUGGCGUUCAUCCAGGGGGGCACCAAUGUCUUUAUUGGCAAAACAAGCAGCAAUGUGGUCACCCUGGAUGGACAGAAAUCCUACGAUCCAGACUUCCCUAAGAACCCUCUCAGGUACAGUUGGACAUGCAAACCAGUUUCGAGCAUCACCAGCUCCUGUUUUGACCAGGACAUUCCCACUUCAUCCCCGGUGCUGGAAUUCCCUCCCAGUUUGCUGAAGCCCAAGUUUGACCAGUUCCACUUCACGCUUUCAGUCUUCAGCGGAGAGCGUUCGGCUUCAUCAGAGGCUUUCCUCACAGUCGCUUCACACCUCACUGGGAAGGUCUCCGUUUUCUGCCGUCACUGCCAGGGAGAUCGUAUGAACUGGGAUCGGUCUUUUUCCAUCCGUGCACUUUGUGAGGACUGCAACAUUCACAGUGAACUCAUUCAGUACACAUGGAGUCUUUACCUGGUCAACGCUUCAUCCAAACCCAUCACAGAAGUCCCGUUCUGUUACACAGUAGAUCUCAGCUCCCCUUCAGCAAUCCUGGAGGAUCCCACCACAUCCACCCUGACUCCUGACAUGUCAAAGGAAAGCAGAGACAAACCAGAUCAAUCCGAUUUGUCCAGGUCUGGGUUUUCCUAUACGUCUGUCCUUGAGCAGGACAGUAGACUGGCUUUAGGCCACAUCGGACUCAGUGGCAUUUCUAGAGAAAUCCAAAGUGAGUCCUCUGCCGACUGGAGAUAUGCUUUUCCUUUAAUGGAGGCCGAUGAUGCAACACAUCAACCAGUCAGUUCAGCAACAGGUUCUGAGGAUUAUGAUGCUCUGUAUCCAAGUGUGGAAGAAGGAGAUUCAGGGGUGUCAUCAGGAAGAUCUCAUGGUACAGAUACUGAGCACUUUAGUCCAAUUGAUAACUCGGAGUCUGAUCUGAAUGAGGGAAGUAACCUGGUGGAUCCCAAACCUUCUGUAGCGAUUCAGGAGCCAACUUUGCUUGACUUCCACCGAGAAGCAGUAGAAACAGGCCUAUUUGAGUCCUACACUUACACAGGAAUUUCCUCCACUUCGCUGAUUUUCAGGCCCUUCAGCCUGAAGCCAAGAAGCAUUUACAUGUUGCAGGUCACUGCCAAGUCUCAAAAUAAUAGGAUCGGUCAGACUCAGCUGUUCCUAAAAACAAACCCGGUCCCAGAAGGUGUGAGGUGCCAGGUUCAGCCAGUCGAAGGGAUGGAGUUACACACUCCCUUCAGCAUCUUCUGCACCUCAGGACAGGAGGACUUAGAGUACAAGUACAGCUACAGUGUAGGAGGAAGAACCCCCAGGACGAUGUACCAGGGAAGAGACUUCCUGUACUACUUCAGCCUGCCCUCUGGUGACCCCAGAGAUGACCAUGAAGUAAAAAUCUACACUGAAGUCAGAAGCAGCAGCUCUGGAUCAGCCACCAAACCGUGUCCUGUCGCCGUCCGGGUCAGACCAAGCUUCAUCGGAAACAACUCGUCCUCUUCGCCGACUCAUCGUGAUCCUGCUCUGAAGCUCUCAGAGAGUCUGAGGAACUUGUCCACGUUAGUAAGGCUCGGGAAUCCUGUUGAGAUCCGUAACUACGUCAGCCUCCUGACCAGUGUCCUGAACAAACUGGGCCAGGAUGCUGAGGCUGACACACACGCACAGAGACACACUCGCAAUGUGCUCAUUCACACUUUAUGUGAUUUCAAGGGGAGUGAUGAGAAAUCAGUUGCUGACAGCGUCAUUAUUCUCAAUGAGCUUCUGCAAGUUACUAAUCAGGUGACAUUCAUGAGCGUCAGACAUGUAGCAACAUUCGUCCGGUCUGUGUCAGAGCUACUUCCUCAGUUUAGUGCCAACCAGAAGACACUCCAUAGUCUGAUCAACUCUGUGUCAUACUGCCUCCAGGUGGUCACAAAGUCAGGAUCAACCACAGCACAAAACACAAAGGAGUCUGAAAAUGCACCUGAUAGCUGCGCACAGAAUUCGCCCACUGGCCCUCACCGCCAACACGGAGGAGCGGUUACAGCAAACCGGCCGGGGCGGCUUGUGGAGGAGAUUCUGCAGAUUGCAGCAGACUUGAUCCUGAGGGAUGUUUUGCCCCAUGAGGCCAAGCAGCACAGAGUCGCCGCCGGCCUUGUCGACCUUCUCGCUUCAUUCCAAAACCGAACCUCUCUGAUCGUUAGGAGCGGCUUCACCACCGUCCGCCUGCCUGCUGCUCUGAUCCGGAGCGUGUUUGGGCUUCACGCCGGAAGGGCUCGACUCGGGGAGCAGCAAUCCUGCAUCUUCAGAGUGCUGACUCAGCUUGACCAUAACCUUUGCCCCCAAGACGCACAACUUAAAACGGGGGGAUAUUCUACUCUCGCCUCCUUCUCCCAGCUGACCGGACCGGUGGUGGAUUUCAGUCUGUUUAAGUGCAACAGGAGAAAAAUCCAGAUUCUCUCCCUCCCUCAGCCAGUCAACAUUGAAAUCCAACUUCCACAAAGAAAUGAGAGCUCUACCGGUCGGUAUGUUCUCCUUCGUAACCAGAUCAGCUACCACAACUUCAGCAUCAGCCAGCAGCUCCUGCAGCAGGCCAUCCAGAUCACUGUGGCGUUCACACCGCUGCCCAGCAAGCCUUUUCCCAUCAUGCUUCUCUUCAGGAUGUUGGAGAGGCCAACUCUCAGCAUGCACCACCUGAAAAGGAUUCACCAGUGGGAGCAAAACACCAUACGUAUAACUCUGCCCCCUUCCUAUCUCGGUGCUGCAGGCAUUGCCCACAUGGCUUUGCUGGAUGCCGAGUUUGCAAGAUUACGUAGAAGCAAGCUGCAAAGCGAACAGGUAAGCUACAGUGUGACGGUGGUCAGCAGUCUGUGUUUGUCCUGGGAUGGACAGCAGGGGUCCUGGACGCACCACGGCUGCAGGACACAGCAAUCGGAUGCGUCUUCUGCGGUGAGCUGCAGUUGCUACCAGCUGAGGCCACUGACUGUGUUUCAGCAGCAGAUUCAGAUCAACCAGGUCACAGGAGAUCUGGAUCCCUUCCUCAGUGCAUCCAGUGAUCCAGUUGUGCUCAGUACUCUGGCGGUUCUGCUGGUCCUGUACAUCCUGGGGCUGGUCUGGUCAGAGAGAGCCGACGUUUUGUCCAAGGAGAACCAAAGGCUCUACUUUCUUCCUGACAACAACCCAGCAGAUCCGUACCUCUACGCUGUUUGCAUUCACACUGGUCUCUGCUCUGCGGCCCGUAUGAGUGCAAAAGUUUACAUGGUGCUGCAUGGUGAAGACGGCAUCUCACAAACAAAAGAACUUCAAGUUCCAGGGUGCACUCUGUUUAGAAGAAACACAAAAGACACCUUCAUACUGAGUGCGGCCGGCAGCCUGGGCCCGGUGUGGGGGGUUCAUGUCUGGCACGACAACUCUGGAGAUUCCCCCGACUGGUACCUCAAACAAGUGGUGGUGUCAGAGGUGCAUAGAGGGCCAGUGGCGGCGCGCUCGUGGCUGUUUGACAGUGAACGCUGGCUGUCUGUGAACGAGGGCGACGGUCAAGUGGAGAGGAAGCUGCGCGUCCGCUCUGGGGAAUCGCAUCCGGUGAAGAUGCUGUUUCUCACGUUCUUUGACUUCUUGGCUGAUUUUCACAUGUGGCUUUGUGUGUACAGCUGCCCCAGCCCCAGCUCACACACACACACUCAAAGACUUAGUGUUUGCCUGCUUCUCCUGUUGGGGUAUGCGUGUGCCAACACUGUCAUCAUAUCGCAUAUAGACGAUCAGCUGCCAUUUGAGGUAGGCGUCGUCGAUGUGUCGGCUGUUUCUGUCGCAACCGGACUUCAAAGUGUGGCGGUCGUGUUGCCUGUAGCAGCACUCAUAUCUUUCCUGUUUCGACUGACUGGGAACACACGGUCAGGAUUAGAAAUUCAACGUGCAAAUUGCGAAAAAACUCCACAGGAUGAUUGUCAGGAAACCUUUUCAGCAGAUGACAGUGAGGUGGAUUAUCAUCUGUCCUUGGAUGGCCGCUGGAGGUGGAAGCAGGAGGCCUUGAAGAAAAAAUACCAGGAUACAGACAUCAACUCGAUUUCCUCCAUUCGGGAAAAUAAAGGCGCGGAUGAAGAGUCUGCAAUCCAGACAAGAAAUGACGACCUGCUGCAAAAACUGCCUCUGACUUCUAGAGGAAGAGCUAAAAGAUGUAUACCUGGGGAGGAACGGUUAAAAAAUUGCUCAGAAAGAAGAAAUGCCGGGCAGCCCAAACAAAAAAAACUCAGGACACCAUCGUUCUGGUGUCACUCUCUGAACUGGGCGCUCUGUGCACUGCUGUCUCUCUCCUGCUUGAUGGUCACAGCUAAAAAUGGAAUGAGAUUCAGCAGCAGCCAGGUUGUGCUUUGGAUACACUCUCUUUGUGUUUCUCUUUUGGGCUGUAUGUUCUUCAUCCAACCAGUUGUGAUAUUUGGCAUGACAUUGACUGCCUGCUUUUGGCACAAGAAAGCAGCAGACUGCCAUUGUUUUUUCAGCAAGAAAGAUCUUGAAGAACCUGAGCGGUUCAUAAAGUCUGGUCUCCGUGAGAAGACGUCCUCAUCCAUGGAAAAGCUGCUCAGGGCUCACCACCUGCGUCUCGCUCGCCCGCCGGCUCCAGCAGAGCUGAAGAAAACUUGUGGAAAGAGGAGGAGAGAGGCUCUAAUUCAGGAAACACUCAGGAAUUUCUCUUCCUGCACCAUUAUGCUUCUCCUGACGGUGUGUAUAAUCUCUGGCAGCUCAGUGAAAGAACAUCAAAAUCUCAACAAGUCCAUAAAGAGACACUUUAUGAGACACAGUUUCACGUUGAGCUCCAUAAAAACAUACGAGGACUGGUGGAAGUGGACACAGUCCAGUCUGCUCGACUACCUGUACCAGAAUUCAUCAGCAAAACCCGAGCAGCCGCAUGUAGUCAUCGGGGAGCCCAUCAUGCAGAAGACAGAUGGCUCCAGCAUAUUUCAGGAUCCUGUGCUGACAAAUCCACUGACAUGUGAUCACCCGUAUCAAGAGAAAGCUCCUACAGUCAGUUUAGGCCACACAAAGUCUGAAGCUGCAUCGAAACUCAAGAUUUUGAAGUCAAGCAGCUGGAUGAGCCGAUGGACGGUGGCCCUGAAGGUUCAGUUCACCUUGUACAGCCCUGCUCCUCACUUGUUUAGCAGUGUGAGUCUGAUCUCUGAGCAGAGCCCUGAUGGCGUACUGCUGCACUCCGUCAAAGUCCAGUCAGUGAGGGUGUUACACACUCCUACCCCAUGGGACUAUGUCACCACGGUUUUCAAGCUCCUCUUCCUGUUCUUGAUUCUACUGCAAUCCUACAAUCAGGUGUCCAUUGUUGCACAGCAAGGACUGAUGGGAUGCAGGAGAAGACCUUGGAUGUGGCUGGAUGUCAGUCUGCUGCCAGUGACUCUAAUCUGUUAUUUCUGUUCGAUCUAUCACUCCACCAUGAUCAUGGAAGUUGUGAGUUUGCUGCAGAGCCAACACAGGGGGCGUAUUGACGUUAGCGCUGCGGCUAGCUGGGAACAGAAUGUUCGGACGCUGUGGGGGGUUGUCCUCUUCCUCCUGACCAUAAAGUGUGUGACUCUGCUUGGAACGAACAGAACAUUAAGUUCUUCAGCUGCAGUUCUUUCACAGACACUCUCCAGCCUCUUUUGGCCUGGGGUUUCAGGCCUGAUCCUGCUGCUGGCGCUGUCCUGUUCGGGUAACUUGCUGCAUGCAGGAAGCUGCUGGCCUUUCCGCUCGGUUCCUCACUCCCUGCAGACUCUGCUCUGUCGUUACCGUGGGCUCCAGGUCAAAAAGAACCGCCUCCGCUCAGGACAGGAUUUCUCUCACUGGGCCGUUCUGCUUCUGACAAAUACUGCUGUGCGGACAGCAAUGGUAAUUGGGGUGAUCUCCUUAUUGGUGAAAAUGGCUAGAAGACCUCAGAGCAGGAACAUUACUUUUACCACAGGGGAACUAUUAAGCUACUUAAGAAUGAAGGUGUCUGAACUCAUAGGACAGCAAAAACCAACAAGGAUGGAUGACUAUGAUAAAAAAAGGACAUGUGGUCUUGAGGAGUUGGAGAGCUCCAUAGAUGAACUGAUGUUCAGACUCGACGUCCUUUCCAACAGCACGGACCAAACCCACCGCUGCAGAGACGGGGACCGCACUGUCCUCCCAGCCUCCCCGCAGUCCUCCAACAUGGACACGCAGGAAUGUCUGAGGUCACAGACUGUGGUGAAAACACAGAAAACGAGGAAUGAAACAACCCAAGACUCACAGGAAAAAACAAGCCCUGCAGCUCGCCUGUUCAGGACCGAGGUUGAAGAACAAAGUAUCCAAAGUAUUUCAAAUGAGUCAUUAAAAAUUAAAAACUGGAUGGCAUCCCCAGAGUCGACCUCCUCCGAAAGGCUUCAGUCAGAAGAUAUUUGUGAGAAACGGUCUGAGCUGCAGGCUGGAACAAAUCACAGCUGCUGGUUUACUGCAACUCAGUAUAAGUUGGUGGAGGUUCUGGUCCAUAAGGAGCCUGAACCAGGAGAACUAUAAUCCAUUAUUGUUGUGUAAGCGACUCUGGGAGAGAAACUUCUCCAGCAGUUGCCAUCAGUUGUU
This is a messenger RNA of Poeciliopsis prolifica (blackstripe livebearer), 7992 nucleotides long. Its product is annotated as polycystic kidney disease 1 like 1. Gene Ontology annotation, biological process: detection of mechanical stimulus. Gene Ontology annotation, molecular function: protein binding; calcium channel activity. The coding region runs from base 1 to 7929 and encodes 2642 amino acids. The record is from RefSeq and is a predicted model, not a curated record. Gene Ontology annotation, cellular component: membrane. NCBI's taxonomy places the organism in Eukaryota, Metazoa, Chordata, Actinopteri, Cyprinodontiformes, Poeciliidae. The transcript is spliced from 53 exons.